This is a messenger RNA of Trichosporon asahii var. asahii CBS 2479, 840 nucleotides long. RefSeq lists its product as uncharacterized. The coding region runs from base 1 to 840 and encodes 279 amino acids. NCBI's taxonomy places the organism in Eukaryota, Fungi, Basidiomycota, Tremellomycetes, Trichosporonales, Trichosporonaceae. The transcript has a single exon. The record is from RefSeq and is a predicted model, not a curated record.
AUGUCGCCACUGCACGGAUAUCGCACACCUUGGAACGAGUACCCCGACUGGCAGGGACAGUACGACUUCGCCGUCAAGGUAUCGCCCUACAGCGGCCCGGGCAGGACGCACGUCGAGCGAGUGGGGAAUGGACCGCUCUCCCGAGUGGUGCGAUACCAGGGCCCACCCGUCGGAGGCGUCCUUUCUCGUCUUUGGCGCGCCAUACGCCCCGGGCCCGUCUUCUUCACGAGCUUCCUCUACGACGACGGUGGCGAGCACGAAGUCCCCCGUGCGGCACUGACAAACGGCUUCCGCCAGCUCGUCGGUGACUGGCACGAUCUGCGCCGUCUUGCGCUCUCAGUGUACGUCGCAUGGGACCUGGCACCCUUCCAGGGUCCCGGGGGCCAGCGCGUACCAAGCAGAGUCGAGGUUGCCGAGCUCGAGAUGGCCUUCUAUGAGGACCUUUUGGACACGUCGAAACGGUAUGCCAAGAUCGCGGCGCGGCUGCAUUGGGAAGCAGAGUUCUGGGGUCAAUACCUCGCCCACCUGUCCGACUGUGAAGAUGCCGGUCGCCUCCCACCACCAUUUUCACGAUUCCCGGGUCAAAUCAAGAACAGCGUUUCCGAGCGGUUCCGGUAUCGUUUGCGCAUGUGGCGCGACGGAAGGACAAUAGACGACUAUAUCUUUCGCGCUGCGCAAGGACUUUACGAACGCGAAGACACGCCAGAGUUGACGGACCUGAAGGAGAGUCUGCGAGAUCUGAGGUUCAAAAUUCUCGAGGCGAAGGGAUACCCCGAGGGAGGAGCAAAGCUUGAUCUCCUCGACCCAGGCCGAUAUCGCCCGCCGCCUGCCAGAUUGUGA